Molecule: messenger RNA, 237 nt
Organism: Drosophila subpulchrella
Lineage: Eukaryota; Metazoa; Arthropoda; Insecta; Diptera; Drosophilidae
Exons: 2
Coding region: 1-237 (78 amino acids)
Molecular function (GO): serine-type endopeptidase inhibitor activity
Source: RefSeq, a predicted model, not a curated record
AUGCAACUUUUUUCCUUUAUCUUCCAAACUGUUUGCCUAUUUGGUUGCAUUUUGGCUUUAAGUAACGCAAACUGUGGCGCUAAAUACCGUGGCGUCGGUCUGUGCAAAAUGUUAAUUACAAAAGUUGUUUAUAUACCAAGUGAAAACAUAUGUAAAAGGGUACACAUUACAGGAUGUUCAGCCGAUGGAACUUUCUUCAAGAGCAUUAAAGCAUGUGAAACCAAGUGCAUGGGAUAG